This is a messenger RNA of Scleropages formosus (Asian bonytongue), 981 nucleotides long. Its product is annotated as ribonuclease kappa-B. The coding region runs from base 161 to 466 and encodes 101 amino acids. The transcript is spliced from 3 exons. NCBI's taxonomy places the organism in Eukaryota, Metazoa, Chordata, Actinopteri, Osteoglossiformes, Osteoglossidae. The record is from RefSeq and is a predicted model, not a curated record. Gene Ontology annotation, biological process: nucleic acid metabolic process. Gene Ontology annotation, molecular function: RNA endonuclease activity.
UCUACAUACGGUUGCGAAUUCCGCCGACCUUCCGGGAGAAGCGAAUGGAGGCCGAGGGGUGAAGCUGUUAGCGUCGCUAGAAUUUGAGAGAUCGGUGGUGAAGGACAGCGUUUAGUUUUUCAGACUAAUAUUAGGUAUAUAUCCAAACAGAAGCGGAAUUAUGGCCUCGCUUUUAUUUUGCGGUCCUAAAUUGGCCGCUUGCGGAAUAGUGAUAAGCAUAUGGGGAGUCAUAAUGCUGGUGAUGUUGGGCAUCUUCUUCAGCGCCCAUUCAGCUGUGCUCAUAGAAGAUGUGCCUUUCACUGAGGAAGACAUGCGCAAUGAUAAAAACCCACCACAGGCAAUCUACGGACUGUACAACCAAGUUGGUGUCAACUGCUUUAUCGCUGCGGCCAUCUAUGUGGUGGUGGGAGGCAUCUCUCUCUGCCAAGUGAGACUCAACAAGCGCAAUGAGUACAUGGUGCACUAACUCCCCUUUCUGGAAGAAUGCAGCAUUGCACCACAUUCCACUGCACUGAAAAUGAACUUUACUACCACAUCAGAGUAUAUUGUGAUCUUUUCCAACUCUGUUUCGUUCUGAGGGCCAGCAACAUUACUACUGGCUUCAUAGCUGGGAAAAGACCAUGUGCAUUCUGUUAAAAAUAGUUUACCCUACCCAACCAGCUAAGUAAAACAGGCUUAUAGAUCUAGGACCUCUGGGCUGUUCCUGUUGUGAUUGUGAGGUUUAUGUUAUAAUACCACUGGUAAAAGCUGUGCUGUGUGGUUUUAAUGUCAUCAUUUUGUGCCCCACUUAUUCUAGAAGAAAAAUUGUGUAAAAUUUGAAAAUGGAGCCUGUGGAUUGUUCUGAAGUGAGGUGUAUAUUUAUUGUGUAGCUCUGUUUCCUUUGUGAGAAGAGUACCUUUCCUUGUUUGUACGAGAAAUGUUUGCAAUGUGUUGAUAGACUUUGUCUCGGCAUGAUUUGCCGAAAUAAAAUAUGAAUGUGAA